AGAGAGGCGUUAACGACGACAGAAGAAUUCUUCGAUUUCUUCAUUUCGAAGAGUUGAUAGAAUUUUUAUCAACUGAUAAUGAAGAAUCGAUUUUCCGCGACGCCAUGGAUUCUCGGAUUAGCCAUCGCCGGCUUAAUUGCCGGUUCACUGAUGAUUUCUGGAUACAUAGGAUUUGUGGACAGUAACUUAUUCUGUUCCAUCUCCGGCAUCAGAGCACCGACAAUAACCGGAUAUUCAGCGGCGGAAAUCCAGCUUCAGUCGAUAAUCCACUACGCGACGUCGAAGAUUGUUCCGCAGCAAUCGUUUGACGAGAUCAGUAUCUCAUUCGACGUAUUGAAGACUCGAUGUCCCUGCAAUUUUCUGGUGUUCGGGCUGGGCCACGAUUCGUUGAUGUGGGCGUCGCUCAACCCUCUCGGAACCACAAUUUUUCUCGAGGAGGAUCCGAAAUGGGUUCAGACGGUUCUGAAAGACGCUCCGAUGCUUCGAGCCUAUCACGUCCAGUACCGGACGCAGCUUCAAGAAGCGGAUCGCCUGCUCUCCACGUAUAAAUCGGAGCCGUACUGCUCGCCUUCGAAGGCGUUUCUUAAGGGCAAUGAAAAGUGUAAGUUAGCGCUUCACAACCUUCCAGAAGAGAUUUAUGAGAAGGAAUGGGACCUGAUAAUGAUCGAUGCGCCGAGGGGCUAUUUUGCUGAGGCUCCUGGCCGGAUGGCUGCUAUAUUUUCCGCCGCUGUAAUGGCUAGAAAUCGGAAAGGAUCCGGCGUCACCGACGUGUUUCUGCACGAUAUUGACCGGAAAGUGGAAAGAACCUUCGCGCAGGAGUUUUUGUGCAAGAACAAGUAUUACGUCAAUGGAGUCGGAAGGUUAUGGCACUUUAAGAUUCCUCCGGCCGCUAACAUGAGCAGCGCCGACCGCAUUUCCGAUCGAUUUUGUUAGAUCAAGAGGGUUUAUUCGCCGGAGAUUUGUCAUUUCUGGAAUAUUUUUUUUUGUCUACAGAUAGUUAUCGGUCUACUGACCGGCGGUAAAUGAGUUGUAGGGAAUAUUUUCUCAAUAAAACCCGCCGGAGUCGGAUCUCAGCGGGCGAAUACACUGCUCACGAACAAUUCGGCCGUCUUCUUCGGCUGUGUUUUCGGACGAAGGAAAAGUAAAAGGUUUCAUUCAAUCAACUUUUAAUUGACUUUUUGUUUCUUUUUUCCUCUUUCUGUGUUCUCUUUUUCAUCCUGUCGCUCCCACUCAGAUGGUAUUGUUCAGUUAAAUUCCCAUUUUCGGGUCAUUACGUUUCUUUUAAGAACACAAUUAGCGUUUUUGUCUGCCAUAAUUAUGAUUUUGCUUUGAUUAGCGGGAGGA
Molecule: messenger RNA, 1344 nt
Organism: Cucurbita maxima (winter squash)
Lineage: Eukaryota; Viridiplantae; Streptophyta; Magnoliopsida; Cucurbitales; Cucurbitaceae
Product: probable methyltransferase At1g27930
Exons: 1
Coding region: 79-933 (284 amino acids)
Biological process (GO): xylan biosynthetic process
Source: RefSeq, a predicted model, not a curated record